Molecule: messenger RNA, 2259 nt
Organism: Pungitius pungitius (ninespine stickleback)
Lineage: Eukaryota; Metazoa; Chordata; Actinopteri; Perciformes; Gasterosteidae
Product: nuclear factor 7, brain-like
Exons: 2
Coding region: 178-1560 (460 amino acids)
Biological process (GO): protein ubiquitination
Cellular component (GO): cytoplasm
Molecular function (GO): zinc ion binding; ubiquitin protein ligase activity; protein binding
Source: RefSeq, a predicted model, not a curated record
UGAAGGAAUGACACAGUUUGAGAUUCUCCCUCACUACAGAGACACACAGACUGAAAGAGAGACGAUCAGAUUCACCUUCAGACCAAACUCUCUCUGAUUGGGUUCAUCUGCAGGAGAGAAACGAGGGAAACUACGACACUGAACACUCCACACACUGAAGCUUUACUCUGAGACCACAUGGCUUCGAGAUCAGAGGAGGAUCUCUGCUGUCCUGUCUGUCAGGAUGUCUUCAAGGAUCCUGUUGUUCUGUCAUGUAGCCACAGCGUCUGUAAAGUCUGUCUGAAGAGCUGGUGGAGAGAGAAUCAAGCUCGGGAAUGUCCAGCUUGUAGGAGAAGAUCUUCAAGGGAAGAACCACCAUUAAACCUGGCGUUAAAGAACCUGUGUGAGUCCUUCAUAGUAGAGAAAGACCAGAGAGCUUCAGAGAAGCUCUGCAGUCUGCACUCUGAGAAGCUCAAACUCUUCUGUCUGGACCAUCUGGAGCCAGUGUGUGUCGUCUGCAGAGAUUCAGAGAAACACACCGACCACAGAUUCAGACCCAUCAAUGAAGCUACUGAAGAACACAAGAAGAACCUUCAGGAACCUCUGGAGGCCUUAAAGGAGAAGUUAAAGGUCCUUGUACAAGUUAAAGUUAAGUCUGAUCAAACGGCAGAACACAUGAAGGUCCAGGCCCGAGACACAGAGAGGCUGAUUCAGGAUCAGUUUAAGAAGCUUCACCAGUUUCUGGAGGAGGAAGAGGAGGCCAGGAUCUCAGCUCUGAGGGAGGAAGAGGAGCAGAAGACUCAGAUGAUGGAGGAGAAGAUGGAGGCUCUGAGCAGAGAGAUAGCAGCUCUUUUAGACACCAUCAGAGCCACAGAGGAGCAGCUGAGAGCUGAAGACGUCUCCUUCCUGAACCACUACAAGGCUGCAGUGGAAAGAGUCCAGCAGCGCCCCCUGCUGGAGGACCACCAGCUGCCAUCAGGAGCUCUGAUAGACCAGGCCAAACACCUGGGCAACCUGACCUUCAACAUCUGGAACAAGAUGAAGGACAUGGUCUCCUACACUCCUGUGGUUCUGGACCCAAACUCUGCUCAUCCAAUCCUCAUCCUGUCUGAAGAUCUGACCAGUGUGAGAGGAGGAGAGAGACAGAAGCUUCCUGAUAAUCCAGAGAGGUUUAAAAAAUACAGCACUGUUCUGGGCUCUGAGGGAUUUAACUCAGGGACUCACAGCUGGGAUGUUGAAGUAGGAGACAGUAGACGCUGGUAUGUAGGUGUGUCAGCAGAGUCUGCCCAGAGGAAGGGAAACUUACUGUCUGGAUUAGUGAGAAUAGGGUUCUUUAACGAUAUAUACUCAGCACGGUUACUAUCAGGUCCAGUCACAUUUCUCAAUGUGGAGAAGAAGCUUCAGAGGAUCAGAGUGCAUCUGGACUGGAACGGAGGGAAGCUGUGUUUCUCUAAUUUGGAUACUAACACACACAUACACACCUUCACACACACCUUCACUGAGAGGAUGUUUCCAUACAUUUACACAGGAGAUCAAGUGAAGAUCUCACCUCUAAAGAUCAGUGUGAUAAAACAGAAAUGAUUCCUUAUUUUGAAAAGAAAGAAUAUCGGUUUUAACCUCUUUAAAACGUAGAACCUGUCUUUCUGUGUUUUUACAAUCUAGAGAUGAUUACAUCUUCAACAAGUAUUCGUCUGACUAGUUUUGAGCGUUGAUUGUACACUCAGCUCUUAAAUGUAUGAGGGGCCAUUUAAGGACCAUUGAGACACUUACACAUCCUCACAAACUUUAUACACACUCAUGUACACACGUACAUGAGAAACACAGGUGCAUUCGUAUAUACACAUACAUCUCACUAGUGAACAUCAGAGCAUCUCACUAGCCUUCCGUAUGCUAGUGAGGUUUCAUGUACACACACUAGUGAGCGGCUCGCAGUCCUAAACGGCUCCUCAUAGAAAUGAGUGUGACUCUUAUCUUGAACGUAACCUUCUUCCUUGUCCUGCAUACUCUUAUUCAUAUUUAUUGUUGAUAAGUAGGUUUAUUACUAUUAUCUUUUAGGUUGGUGGUCCAACAGGUCGAGGUCGCAUUUGAGUUUCCUUUCAUGGACUUUGGUCUGUGUGUGUCAUUUACAGGCUCUUUUUUUAUUGCACUUCGUUGUGGAGUCGAUAGCAGGAUGCAUAUUGUUGUUGUAAUCUAAAACGUGUCUGAAUGAAGGCUUUCACUCACAUUUCAAUGUGGCUGAUUAGAAUGAAAUGUAAAGACGUAAAUGACGCCAAAUAAAAG